Molecule: messenger RNA, 1512 nt
Organism: Tilletiaria anomala UBC 951
Lineage: Eukaryota; Fungi; Basidiomycota; Exobasidiomycetes; Georgefischeriales; Tilletiariaceae
Product: MFS general substrate transporter
Exons: 6
Coding region: 1-1512 (503 amino acids)
Biological process (GO): transmembrane transport
Cellular component (GO): membrane
Molecular function (GO): transmembrane transporter activity
Source: RefSeq, a predicted model, not a curated record
AUGUCGGAGGAGAAGUUGGAAGAUGUCGAGUACAUCGGUGGCGCGCCGUACGCACACCAGCUGACUGCGGGCCUUCACUCGCUCAACGACAGUGACCGCCAGCACGAUGGCCCACUCACGAUAGAAGAUGAAAUCGAGACUAAGAGGAUCAUGCGCAAGCUCGACUGGCGCGUGCUGCCCAUCUGCUCCGUCCUCUAUCUAUUCUCGUUCCUCGACCGCACUGCUAUUGGCAAUGCAAAAGUCGCAGGCAUGAACGUCGAACUGGGAAUCACAGCGACCGAAUACGCUCUUGCUCUUUCCCUCUUUUUCGUCACGUACGGUCUUUUGGAAGUGCCGAGCAACUUGAUGUUGAAGAAGUACGGCGCCAAGCUCUGGUUGCCAUUCAUUGUCUUUUGGUGGGGUGUCGUCAUGACCCUCACCGGCGUUGUUCAGAACGCUGGCGGUCUCAUCGCCGCACGCAUCAUGCUCGGUGCUGCCGAAGCUGGUCUCUUCCCCGGAGUCUCGCUGUUGCUCUCCUUCCUCUAUCCGCGCGCUUACAUCUCUUUGCGCAUUGGAACCUUCUUCAGCGCUGCAACCGUCGCUGGCGCCUUUGGUGGUUUACUCGCAUACGGUCUGUCGCACGUCAAUGCCGGAAGCUACAGUGGUUGGCGAUGGUUGUUCAUCGUCGAAGGUCUGCUCACAGUGGGCGUCGCCAUCAUUUCGUAUUUUUUGCUGUUUAGCAACGUCGACGGUGCAAAGUUCCUCACCGACAAAGAAAAGCACUAUAUUAAGGAUCGGCUAACAUACGACGGUACCGACGUCCCCAUGAAUGACGAGUUCGCCUGGAAGUUCGUCAUAGCCGGUUUGAUUGACUGGAAGACAUGGGUCAGCUUGAUCACCUACAUCGGCACUGUCACUCCGCUCUACUCGAUCGCUCUCACGCUUCCGUCUAUCCUCAAGACGACACUUGGCUACGACGCGAUCCAAUCCCAGAUUCUCACCAUCCCGGUUUACUGUGUUGCGGCCAUCAACGUGCUGCUCUUUUCUUAUUUUAGCGACCGCACCAAGAACCGCGCGUACUUCAUCUGCCUCGGCACAGGGGUUUCGGCGAUCGGAUGGAUCAUGGGUUUCGCGUCUCGCAACCCCAAGGUGCGAUACGCCGCCUGCUUUAUCGGCGCUCUUGGCUCGUACGCCGGCUUUCCACCCCUCAUUGCACUGCUCUCCCAAAAUGUUGGCGGCAAGAGUAAACGCUCCGUUACCCUUGCCAUUCAAGUAGGCAUUGGAGGGAUGUGUGGAAUCAUAUCUAGCAAUAUUUUCCUGCCGCAAGAGGCACCGAACUAUCCCACUGCAUACAUUAUCAACAUCGCCUGCAACAUCGUCGCUUUCUGGGGAGCCCUCGGCCUCAUAUUUAUGCUCAGGCUCGCCAAUGCCCGAAAGCAGCGCAUGGUCGAUAGCGGCGAAGCGGCGAAGCUGACGCGGAAGCAGCUCGCCGACCUGGGUGAUUCGAGUCCUUACUUCAAAUACCGCUGGUAG